AAUGGGUACUUUAACGACAUAAUCGAAAAAAGGGAAAUUAUUUGUAAGACCAUAAUUUUAUGCUUAAUUCUUGAUGCUUAGAGUUUCUUCUUGUUAAAUAAUUAAAUUUCAAACAUUUUGCAUGACAUUUCUUACAAUGAAGCAUUCGUUUUCAGACUCUGAGAGUUCACGUUGUCAUUAUCCGUGAAGAGAACAUAUUGUUUUACAAUGAGGCGGUCGGUUAAUUCGGGAAGUGUUCAUCUGGAUGAAGACCUAAUGAUGAAAGGCUGGGUCGUCUUCACUGGUGGACUGGAUAUAUCGGGAAAUCCAUUGCUAACAUUCCCCGCUUUGGAAAAGGCAUCCAUCUGGACAUCAGACCAUCUUCUGCGUCUCCUGCUAUACAUGACAGACAUUGCAGAGUUAAUUCUGAAAAGAAAAGCCAUGGCGUUUUUGGCUGAUUUUCAGCGAGGAUAUAGCGAGGAGAAGAUGGAAAUGUUGAUACAAGCACUACGUUCACUCGAGUCGGAAAAGAGAGGCACCGUUGCAAUUCUCUAUGUGCUGAAACCCAAGUCUAGAGGCAAAAGUCAUACACUUAAGAAACUGCUGGGCAUCAAGCAAAAGAAAGACCAAGUGACCUUCGUGAGUCAAUUCAAAUCUAUUCUGUUAAAGUCUACAACCGCCCUACAUGCUCAGAUUGAACCAUACCAGCUGACACGUGACUUUGGAGGGACGAUUGCAUAUGAUCACCACUCGUGGAUGUACUUCUACAAGAAAAUCCUUCCGACCGUCGCUCUCUCUGAAGAGACUUUAGAUAAGUCUACAGACAUUAGGGAUAAAGCAUUACUACUUAAAGACUACGAGAUCACAAGUCAUUCAUCUCGAGAUCUUAAGAGGCACAAAAAGGAGAUACAUCAACGAUACAGAGAUCUGCAAGGGGAUAGUCACAUCCAGACCUCUAUUCAGAAGUGUAAACAGGCGCUACAUCUACUCGAUGAACAUUCUGAGAAUGAUCCACUGGGUCAUCUUCACCACGUGCUUAUCAUGGAAGUCACCACGAGUGUACGGAUAAUGUAUAAUCAGCUUCAACAGCUACAGAAUGGAUUAGAACAAAUAUGGCAUGAACUGAACGACUUAUUGGACAAAGAAAUAGAGAUUAAGGCGAAGAGAGAAGAGGCAGAACUACUGUGCAUGGAGAUAUCAGAGCGAUUCUGGCCUCUUCUAACCCAACACCCGACUAUUGCUUCUUCCUUGAGUCAGGCUGAGAUGUACAGAACACACUUCGUUACCACUUUGUACGACCCUGCUACGCAAAUGAUGUCAACAGCCACGGAAAUUCUUCAGCUUCUUCGAGUCUUUAAAAAUGAAAGUGGCAACCAUGCAGCACAAGUAAAGACUGUUGUCGGUAGACUGACUAAUACUGUUCAUCCAUUCACUCAUCAGCUGAACGCUGUUAACCAGAUUUACACCUCCGUUCACGUUUUCUUCUUUAUUUUCGAAAAGUCUUUGGGUUGGUAUAAGCGAUCCCUUAACUUCAUACCCAACUCUCUCUGCAAUCUUGCGGCGGAAACAGAUCCGGAUGAGGUGUCCUAUCUAUCAGCUCCUCCCGACUGGAAAUACAGCGUUAGAAUGUUUUUGAAGAAGCACCCGGCUCCACGCGAGGAUCACGUUGCUGGACUUGAUAAAAAUGCUCCCAAGGAAGUAUACAUACAAACUAAAACAAGAGGAAAGAAACUGGCGAAUAGACUUCGCGUACUAAUAUCGAUCAUGCAAGAUACCUAUCUGGACGUAAACUGUGUAAAGGCUAUACAUGCGUGGAAACAGGAGGAAAUUUUUGAAGGAAACCCCGAAUUCUCAGAAUCAGAUCAGCCAAAUUCUAACGUCCAUUCUAAAAUACUUUCUCCAUUCAAAAGUCAGAGACCUUCUAGACUUCGGCGCAGAAUUUGCAGAUCACGAAGCAACCAUCAGCACCAACAUAACAAAUCAUCAUAUCGGAGAGGAUGUGAUGGAAAAGUUCGACAAGUUCGUACUGAGUCUUCAGAUACUGAGGGGUUUGGCUUCUCCUCUGAGAGUGGCAGUGUAGGUAAAGGGGAUGCGAUGUCGAAUUAUCCUUAUGGCAUAGAUUCUUGGCAGCAACAGAAUAAACAUCAUCCAUUUGCCAAACGUAUUCGAAGUUUCAAAAGUACAUCAUCGAUACAAUCCUCAGGAAAUUGGUCGAUGAAGACAGACAGCGCUGUGGAUUUUAUAAGCAAAAUCACAUCUUCAAGAUCUCUAACAAAUGAAAAGAAAUUACAGUUUGUGUCAGAUGUCUUGCUCGCAAUGGAAGAUGACGAUGAAAACGACGAAACUGGAAUGUACAAUGACAACUACAAAACACUAAGUAAGAAACUAUGUACCCCUCGAUCAUGUGAUGGAACACCAGCUGGAACAGUGUCAGAGCUUACUGGACGACUUUGUAAAUCUCUGGAUAAUAUCAUGGGUUUCGAUAUUCGACAUGACCAAAGAAGCCUUGCCUCUAAUCAAGGGACGAAAUCUCUCAGUAAUAUAAAUAUUGUGGAUUCCGAGGGUGAGCUGUGGAGGAAAAUUGAGAGUCGGUCUCCUUCGAUGAAAAGUGUUCACCUAGAUGACAAGGAGUUUUCUUCCAAUUCCGACGAAUCAACAGAAGAUAGGGAAGAAAUAGACGAUUCCGCACCACUCGAAUUUCUACAGAGAAACAAGCCGAUGCGACAAAAUAUUCGAAGAAAACGGCGGUAUACAACUGACAACUUCGAUAUGAGUGCAAUACAAUUAGAAGAUUUUUCGGCUAGACAUGAUUGUGAUCGCAUAACAAAUACCUCCGAAAUAAAUGUUUCUAUCCAUCAGGACACUGAAAGGGAACUAGAAAUCAGGAAUGGCAUAUGUUCUUCCCCCGAUUUGAACGCAUUUCUGACAGAUGAAGCCACUGGUUUGAAGUCCGAUUCCACAAAAGACACUUUUUUGUCUGCCAUCGACCCUAAACAUUCCCGGAGUCGAUUCUAUAUCGGAGAACCGUCAGCCAGAAGAAAUGGGGAAUACGAUGUGUAGAUUUUGCAAUGCAUUUUUGUAUUUCUUUUUAAAAACCAUUGAAUCAUUUUCGACAGAAUUGCAAAAACAGCACAAUGAAAAUGAAUGGACUUGUUAUGCAAUGAGUAUUUAUUUUUGAUUUCAGUGAGCAUUUACAAUCCGUAAAUUCAAAAUUUAUUGCGGAUUCUUGUUCCUUGGCAAUAUUCAUCCCAUAAUUGUGACUAAAUGACGCGCCAUCGUGACCGACACCGCCUACAAUGAGCAGAUAUGCCAUCUAAAAUUAUUAAUUGUCUGAGGGAAAAAAAUAAAACGAUUCCCUAAA
Ostrea edulis (European flat oyster) is the source of this 3340-nucleotide messenger RNA. RefSeq lists its product as uncharacterized. Lineage: Eukaryota; Metazoa; Mollusca; Bivalvia; Ostreida; Ostreidae. Gene Ontology annotation, biological process: axon guidance. Gene Ontology annotation, cellular component: cytoplasm; plasma membrane. The record is from RefSeq and is a predicted model, not a curated record. Gene Ontology annotation, molecular function: guanyl-nucleotide exchange factor activity. The transcript has 12 exons. The coding region runs from base 208 to 3039 and encodes 943 amino acids.